Haliotis rufescens (red abalone) is the source of this 5218-nucleotide messenger RNA. RefSeq names its product G2/M phase-specific E3 ubiquitin-protein ligase-like. Gene Ontology annotation, cellular component: nucleus. The transcript is spliced from 9 exons. NCBI's taxonomy places the organism in Eukaryota, Metazoa, Mollusca, Gastropoda, Lepetellida, Haliotidae. The coding region runs from base 1884 to 4235 and encodes 783 amino acids. Gene Ontology annotation, molecular function: ubiquitin-protein transferase activity. The record is from RefSeq and is a predicted model, not a curated record.
ACUAGUACAAGCAGCCACACACACACGUGCAUGCACGUCGCUAUAUAAGUGCAAUAAUCUUGGACGCGACGUUAAACCCAAUUUCACCUCACCUAAUGUUUCAAAGUAUGAACUGUUAGUGAAAUGGCAUGAAAUCAAGUUAAAAUUGUUACAAUUCAUUUAACUUAUUAUCCAUGGUGGUUCAGUGAUUAAGACACUUUAUUAUUACACUAAUGUUCUAAAGUUCAAUUUCCACAUAAUAUGUAUCAAUUCUAAGAUACGUGUAUACAAUGUUUACAUGUUCUCAGUAACUUUCCACCACAUUUUUCUGAACCUCAUCAACUUGUCGACGCUUCGAUCAACUUCCCUUACAAAAAAACAAACCAGAAAAGAUGUAUCCGAGACCGCCCCGAUGCAUCUUUUGUGGGAUUUUAGCCAAUUUUUAUGGUCUCGGCUAGCCGAGACUUUGCGGAGACCCAUCAAAGACUAUUCUGGGGUAUAAUCAAGUACUUCCCCACAAAGGCAUUAACCUACCGAGGAUGUUUCUAGUGCAUCUCCACUAGCAGGGGAUGUCUUAGGAGAUCUCUUAAGAUGUCUCCGAUACGUCUUCGCUAGCGGAGACCUUCAAAACAACUUUGCAAAGACUAUUCGGAGACUUCCUCAGAAGGGCCAUAAAGUAGCUGAAGGUUUGCAAAGAUGUAUCAGUAAUAAAAUAGCUGACUGUUUGCUUGUGGAAAUCUUCGAAAGAACUUUGCAAAGACUAUUCAGAGACUUCCUCACAAGGCAACUUGAUAACCGGUUUGCAAUGAUGAUGUGAAUGCAUCCUCACUAGCCAAAACUAUAUGAAGACUUUUGUAAGUGUAUAUAUUUCAAAGACUUUCUUUCAAUUGAUACAGAUCAAUACAUUGAGCUUUAGUCAAGAUCUCGGAAAACUAAGUCCCUUGCUUGGAAGAGAUGACAUGAUCAUUAUUAUUUAUUUUGAAUUUUCUUUAAGGAUAAUACUAAAGCUCUUUAUCUUAUACAUUCACAUGCAAUGAAUUAGAAAUCCUAUAUAUGUCAGCAAGGACAUUAAUAAUUAAAUACCCAACACAAUUAAUGCUUCGGGGUAUAUUUCUAUUAAAUACAGUUAAAACAAAUGCAGGAAUUAUCAGUAUGCAAUAAUCAGAAAAAAAAAGAAAUGUACAAUAUAUUCAUAAAUUCCAAUCAGAAAGUAACAGUGUCCGUGUGCCAUAUAACAGUCUCCUCAGAAAAAGGUAUAUAAGAAAAGGCAACAUAAAGUAAUAUUACUUGUAGACAUAGUGGCUGAUUUGUGGCUCAAGAUAUACAUGACAGGGAUCGAAAUUAAAUUUAUUUCAAGUUUGCCAAAGGGCACAAUUAUGCCAAAUUAAGUGUGCCAUUACAUUUUUAGGUGUGCCAGGAAAUACAUGAUUGGCUGUUUUAAUGGUUAUAAUCAUAAUUCAAAUACAAGUCAAGUGACUAUCAUAGUGUUUAUUCAAGUUAAAUUAUACUUAGAAUGAAUGAUCAAUCAGAAAAUUCAAACACAUCACUCAAGUUACUCAUUGUCUUUGUACCUUAGUAAGUACUGCAAUACCAGUUAUAAUAGUCUCAGGAUUUAUGAGCUUCUACGGAACCGUAGAGGGGACAUCGGAUGAGAAAAUAAAUAUCAAUAGUAAGGCGUGGCCACGAUAUAAUAAGUCGAGGCCACGAGAUAAUAAGUCGUGGCCACGAGAUAAUAAGGCGUGGCCACGAGAUAACAAGUCGUGGCCACGAUAUAAUAAGUCGAGGCCACGAGAUAAAUAAGGCGUGGCCACGAUAUAAUAAGUCGAGGCCACGAGAUAAAUAAGGCGUGGCCACGACAUAAUUUAGCCAAUGAAAACUCAGGUUACGUAUUUUCGAAUUUUAGGAUGGAGGACCUCGAGCGUUUUCUCACAGACAGGGGAGUUCCUAGCGAAAACGUUCAGCUACUUGUUGCUGACAAGAUCGAUCCAAGCCUUAUCCUUGAGAUGAAGGAUGAAGAGCUUUCUAGAUAUAUUCCUACAUACGGGGACAGGCUUGCGACGGUAGUCUGGUGCAAGUCAAGGCAAUUGGAAAACCCAGAAAAACAGACCAAAUCAAGCGGAUUGUUCGACAGAAUUCGAGAAAAAAUGUCAAAUCGAAGAAAGAGGGGUCAGAAAGAUUUUGACUUUCUGCAAGGUAACAAAAACGCAAGAAAAACAUCUCGGCGAAUUGAAGUUGGGUGGAUGGAUUUUGACACGAAGGUUAAUGCCUUUAAGCAAGUGCGGAGUCAAAACGGGGGUGGGACAAGACAUUUAUCAGUUUAUAGGGAUGCUGGACAAGCAGAUAUUCUGGCAGUAGCCAAACAACUGUUCUUUACCGAUGGUGAAAGCAAAAGGGGAAACGAGGCGCAAUUCACUUUCUCCAUCAAAGAUUUUAAAGGGGAAGAAAUGGGCCAAAAAACAGUGGCUAAUGUAUAUGAGGAAACUAAAGUAAAGAUUAUUCGUUUCUACAUGUACACAAAGAAAAAAGAGAAUGAGCAAGAUCUGUCAACUGACGUGGUCCAACACCAGUCUAACAAUGAAUCGGCGAGUCAAAAAAAGAUUGAUGACGGCACUCCAAUUGCUUCUACGGGAACGCCUACUGCUUCUCCUGGGACGCCUACUAUUUCUACUGGGAUGCCCACUGCUUCUACCAGGACGCCCACUGCUUCUACCGGGACGUUUACUGCUUCUACCGGGACGUCUACUGCUUCUACCGGGACGUCUACUGCUUCUACUGGGACGUCUACUGCUUCUACCGGGACGUCUACUGCUUCUACCGGGACGACUACUGCUUCUACGGGGACGCCGACUGUUGUUUUCAACUCGGGCAGUGCAAUGCAGUCAAUUUCAACUGAUGAUUCACUACCAGAUCUAGACACUGUUUCAUCAGAAGGCGGGGAAGCCGAACUUGGUGUUGAAGACCAAAAUGGUGAAACUGUAGACAGCACGGUCACAUACAAUGACGUGGAUUCAAGUGAAGGAAGUGACUUGGCAGUAUUUGACAUACCAAGGCAGUCCAACAGGAACCUUGUGUAUACCCGGAGUGACCAGCCACUCCCCCUUCAGCCUCCACCCCUUAGACUUGAGGCCGUGCGACAUUCAGAAAAUCUUCACGAGAUAUUGACCAGACUCGCGUCAGUGAUCAAUAAAGAACGACGGAACAUUGUUAAUGUCACAAGACGUAAUGUAAUGUCAGGUGGCAUCAGAGCUUUCAACAGGCCAUCUUUCAACCCUGAAAAUGGCUUGUCUGUUAAGUUUGCUGGGGAAUAUGCAAUAGACGAUGGCGGGCCAAGCAGGGAGUUUUUAAGAUUGCUCAUGAAAGAAAUAUCUUCUCUCCCCAUAUUUACCGGUGACGAGACAAAAAAGAUGCUGGAUUUGAAUUACACUGCCCUACAAAGCGGUCUCUACUUGACAGCGGGGAAGAUGAUAGCAUAUUCUGUCGUACACAAUGGACCUCUUCCACGGUUUUUCAGUCCACUGCUGUUCAGUACGCUUGUUGGCGACAGCCAAAUUCAGCCAAAGAUUGAUGACAUCCAAGAUGUCGCACAGAGGGAAAGUCUACUGAAGAUACGAAAUGCAGAGGAUAUGUCUUCGUUCCUGGAUGCCGUAGGUGGUGCUGAUCAACUUAUCCAACUUGCUGGAUGUUACUCUCUUACUCUCUCCUUAGCAAAGAAGGAAGAACUUUGUGAUGCCUUGAUCCAUUUUAUUGUGCUUGGCAGAAUCAAAGAGUGUCUAGAUCAAUUCCAAAAAGGACUGGCCACUUUGGGAGUGCUUGCAGAAAUGCGUGUUCACAUCAAAGAAGUAAGGGAACUUUUCUGUUUCGAUGAAAAGUAUGAAUUGAACGCUUCCGUGCUUGAAAUGGUGUUCAGUGAACCAUCCUUCUCCGAACCUGGGAGCAACAGGCGCAGAAUGGAAGAAGAGACAGUCAGUUAUUGGAUGGACUAUCUUCUGGACGUAGCAGAGGGCACAGAAUCAGUCACCCUGAGUGACAUAUUGGUUUUUGCGACUGGCGCGGGAUCCAUUCCUCCCCUUGGUCUCCAUCCACAGCCGCAGCUGACAUUCCACACUGCAAUUGAACUCAACCCUGAGAACAGAGAGAACUUCCCUCGAGCUAACACAUGUGCAAAUGUAUUAGACAUUCCAAUGAUCAGUAAUUAUAACCUGUUCAAGAAAAACAUGAAUGCAGCAAUCAGUGUGAAUAUCUUCACUUCCGAGUGAAAAGACGGGCAUGACUGUUUGUCAUGAAUUGUCUUCCCCCUUUAAGUUUUGUUUUGCAUUUGUUUCACUUUUACAGAACUGUUCUGCUAUAAUCGAUUGAGCUUUUAGUCUAAUUUUAUUGAAUCUGUUACUACCAAAUAGGUUAAUUGGUACUGACAUCUGAUUGUUUAAGAAGAUUUUAUUUACACCUGUUCAAAACAUUUUUAGACGAAUGUCCUAUCGUAUUAUUUCUAAUAUACAAACCAGGUGUUGAAUUUUUAAUGGUUUGAUGAGGUAUGUUAUUAAAGUUUAGUUUAAAGGAAUUGCAUGCUUUGAUAUCAACAUGACAAUACCGUGUUCCCUGUAGGGUCAGAAGAGGGGUCGUUUGAAUCAUUUUACAUUUUGUGCUUUUGGUACAAGAGAAACCUUAAAUUACUAUGACCCUUUUAAAUGUGUCUCUUAAUGUGAAAAUUAAGCGGAAUUUGUUUUUGGAGUUUUUGUUGAGACAAAGAAAUAUUAGCUCAUAGGUUUGUGGCAUAUAGUAAACGUGUUAUUUUGUAAGCCUGUAAAGAACGUUUAUUGUAAUGAAACGAAGAAGGAUGCAGAUAUGUUCUUUCUUUAAAACCCCAAAUACGUUUAAAUGACCAUUGUAAGCAAGUUUUUUUGCAGUCAACAUGUUUAUGUUGUAAUGGAAAUUAAAAAAAUAUUGAUGUUGUUGGUUAAGAAUUACUAAGUUUGGGUACAGAAGGUUUAAAACUUACAAAUAUCGCAUCUGUUAACAUUUUGAUUUAUUUGGAUUGCAUAUUAUGAACAUCUUGUUAUGUUUUGAACAGACAGAAUAAAUCCUGUUUAAUUGAUAAAAGUUAAUGGAAGUCACUCUACCCCAGAUAUCCUGGUUUUUUCCCGGUGUGGAUUACACCGUUAGCAUUAUAGUUUCUUGAAGUAUUGUAUUAAAUUUGCAGUCAUUUUAAAAAGCUGUCACACAACACAAUAAAGAGCCAUCA